Labrus bergylta (ballan wrasse) is the source of this 2494-nucleotide messenger RNA. RefSeq names its product small integral membrane protein 13 (gene smim13). The record is from RefSeq and is a predicted model, not a curated record. NCBI's taxonomy places the organism in Eukaryota, Metazoa, Chordata, Actinopteri, Labriformes, Labridae.
GUCGGUGUCAUGACGCUCGCUGACUGUGUUGUCCUAACCCAGUCACUGUAGCUGCCGCUGCUCCGCCGUGUUUUUUAGCGAGAACUCGUGAAUACAUGUCGCAGUUAUGUAGCUCACGGGAGGAGGACUUUACCCCGCUGUGACCGGCUAACUUCAGCGUUGUGUGGCAGCCCCCUGGCUCGGCUUGUUUACAGGACUGCGACCCCCCUACCCGUCCCCCCUUCCCCCCCUCCGACCCCUCGUUUGUCCACCAGCUAGCUGUAGCCACACGCUGGUGUGAGCACUGCGAUGUGCUGCUGUUUGUUUUUGUCGUCUCGGCUGGCUUUCCGACUCAUCUGACACAUUUUUGUGAGUCCUGUGCGAAGAAGAAAAUACACUACAUCGUGUUUUUGUUGUUGUUGUUGUUGUUGUCUUAAAGCUAAGAUGUGGCAAAGUGUGGGGCUCACACUGCUGGUCAUUGUGGCCACACUUGUCUGUGCGCUGCUCUUCAUGCUGUUCGGUUGGUAUGUAGUCUGGCAGCUCUUCUUAUCCAAGUUCAAGUUCCUGCGCGAACUCCUCGGCGACGCCAGCACCCCGCCGGCCGAACCGCAGCCGUCCGAAACCAAGAGUGAACGAACGGCGACCGCCCCGACGAGGACUCGGCCCAGGACCGCACGCCAAAGAGUCGCUACUGCAGAAAGCACCUAAGACAACGAAAACUCCCCCACUCUCACUGUGACUGCUCAUCAGACAUCUACGCACGACACUCAGCCCUCCUCUCCUUAGGACACUUUAAACUGACCAGGCAGACCUCCUGGUUCAAAGGGAAAAGCCAUCGCUGUCCAUUUCUCUGUCUUUACUUGUGUACGGUGCGGUGAGUCUGGGGGCUCCGCUCAUGAUCUCCUUGCAGUAGUGACAGCUGCUUCCAUGAGCCCACGCUGCUUCCUGCCAGAAUGAGGAGUACAAACAUCCUCCAUCUUAAACUUUUCUUUUUUUUAACACGUGUGAGUUAGUUUUUUUGAAGAAGGUCGGCAGAUAAAUGUCAAAUACUAGCUCGUCUACAUCAUUUCAACAACUGAAACAGUGACUUGUACAACUGACAGUUUUUAUUUUCCCUUAACUACGUAACAAAGUGCAAUGAAAGGAAUGUGGAAGCUGCCGUUGAGUCGUUUUCUUGCACAGUAUAUUUAUCAUGGAGGAGGCGGAGACGGCCCGAAAAAAAAAGGCUUUUGAGGAAGACGACAAAUGGCACGACUUCAUUCCAGUUGUGUAAACUGUGACCCCCCCCCCCCACCCUCGCUACUUCUCCUUCACUCUUAAUUCUGUACUUGAAGAGUCGGGAGAGCGUUUUUGAGAAAAUGAUGACUGUCGGUGUUUAGCAGCAGCAGCUCUGGACAUCAGGCGUUUUCGGACCAAUCAGUUCUGGACACUCCCCCUGAGAGGAACCGCCCACUAUGGGACACUUCCCACCUUCAAGGCCUCUUAUUUUGAAGUUUAACAACGUGGAUCAAACAACAGACAGAGGACAAAGCGGUUAGAGCUCUCUUGUUAAGUCUUUUGGGUCAUGUGAUGACAAAAAGUGUGAAUUUUAAACUUCCUUAUUGCUCCAUUUGUCCGUCCUUUUGUCCACUUUAUUAACGCUGCUGUUAAACGUGCGUCUAAAGGUGGCUGCGUCGGCUCCAUGAGGAAUGUAUACAGCGAUGGAUGAGGGAUCCUUUUUAAUUUUAUGAAAGCUCCUCAUUUGGUGCAUGACAACCAAGCACGUGGGUCUAAGUUAUUUGAAUCUUCUAGAUAACUUGAGCACUGUGUGGCCAAUAGAGCAAGUCCUCUAGCAGGUUAAUUAAGCCCCGCCUCCAAUCACCAAGGUUUAUAAAAAUAACCCAAACGGCUCCACUUCAGCAGCCUUUUGAGGGUUAUUUAAGUGUCUGUAUUGGGUGGUAAAAGCCUAAAAAGAAAACUAGCUGCUUAUUUUAAUGUAUGUAGAAUGUAAAAGUGCUUUGGGAGGGACUUGAGCAGCUCAAAUGUUUGACAAAUCAUAAUACACUUACGUCUGGACCAGUCCUUGCACACUACAUCUUAAAGGUUCCUCUGGUUUUGUAGAAACUAGAAUGGCUCCCCUUUCUUGCUGUGCAAAAACAAGAAAGAAGUCGGGGGGGUGUCCUCAAACUCUUCUUGGAGCUGUGCAUGAGUUCCUCUGGUCUGAGAACGCCUGAUGUCAGCGGGCGCUCCCAGGCUGCGGUCUGAACCUCCUCCUGCUCCCCGUGCCUCUGUCUGCUCCAGUGCCUGUUUAGAUGGCAUCCACUGUUUUGUUACAUGGCCUCCUUUUGUAAAACUGACUUGGUUCCCAUUACAGGGAGCGUUGAGGAUGACCAUGCAGGGCCUCUUCUGUGUUUAAGUAAUACUCUCCCUCCAGGUAAAGCUCAUGUAACUUUGCACCUUUUUAUCAGCAGUUUAAUUUUUCCAGUGGAGCAGAAGCUUCAAAUAAAUAUCGCCAUGAAUAAAGAUUUUGUUCUGA